Molecule: messenger RNA, 3327 nt
Organism: Scophthalmus maximus (turbot)
Lineage: Eukaryota; Metazoa; Chordata; Actinopteri; Pleuronectiformes; Scophthalmidae
Product: neuronal acetylcholine receptor subunit beta-4
Biological process (GO): nervous system process; regulation of membrane potential; chemical synaptic transmission
Cellular component (GO): synapse; postsynaptic membrane; neuron projection
Molecular function (GO): transmembrane signaling receptor activity; acetylcholine-gated monoatomic cation-selective channel activity
Source: RefSeq, a predicted model, not a curated record
GGGGACGGAGAGAGCAGCGCGCCAGGGGCUGGCCACUGCGCGCGGGGGCGGCGGAGCGCGGCGGCCCGGGGAGGUCCACGCGGGCGCACUACAGCAGGUCGACAGUGUGAUGCGGCAGCGCUCAGUCUGUUGAGCUGCAGGUCCGGUGAUGUCCCAGAGGGAGAGCGCUGGACGCCGCAGCUCGGAGGCUUCAUCCCCGAAACGCCCCUGCGGACCGGAUGGUGCCGAAAACAUGACGCGGGCUCUCUCCAUCCUCGCUUACCUCCUCUCCCUGGUUCACUGUAGCAGCGGUGCCGACUCCGAGGAGCGGCUCAUGAACUGGUUGCUGGGAAAAGAGCGCUACAAUCUGCUCAUCCGGCCGGCAGUCAACAGGACCGAGAGAGUCACAGUGAAGCUCCAAGUGUCUCUGGCACAGCUCAUCAGCGUGAAUGAAAGAGAACAGAUUAUGACCACAAACGUCUGGCUCACUCAGCACUGGGUGGACUACAGGUUAUCGUGGGACCCUGCCAAGUAUGAAGGAAUCGACAAGCUGCGUAUUCCAUCCAGGCACAUCUGGCUCCCCGAUAUCGUUCUUUACAACAAUGCUGACGGUACCUAUGAGGUGACGGUCUUCACGAAUGCCAUUGUUCUUUUCAAUGGCAGCAUCAACUGGCUUCCUCCAGCCAUCUACAAAAGCGCCUGUAAGAUCGAGGUGAAGCAUUUUCCCUUCGACCAGCAGAACUGCACCCUCAAGUUCCGCUCUUGGACGUACGACCACACCGAGAUCGACCUGAUCUUGAAGACCGGGGCAGCGAGUAUGGACGAUUUCACUCCCAGUGGGGAGUGGGAUAUCCUGGCACUUCCAGGCAGACGGACUGUCAGCCCUCUGGAUCCCACCUAUGUGGAUCUCACGUACGACUUCAUCAUCAAGAGAAAGCCCCUUUUCUAUACCAUAAACCUAAUAAUUCCCUGUGUUUUGAUCACCUCUCUGGCCAUCCUGGUCUUCUACUUGCCUUCGGACUGCGGAGAGAAGAUGACCCUCUGCAUCUCCGUCCUCUUGGCUCUCACUGUGUUCCUGCUUUUGAUCUCCAAGAUUGUUCCUCCGACCUCGCUCGACGUGCCCCUUAUCGGCAAGUACCUGAUGUUCACCAUGGUGCUGGUGACCUUCUCCAUCAUCACCAGCGUGUGUGUGCUCAACGUGCACCACCGCUCUCCCAGCACCCACACCAUGCCCUCCUGGGUCAAGCUGAUCUUUCUCAUCAAACUGCCCGCCUUACUCUUCAUGAGACGCCCGCACAAUAACUCCGCUGGCCAGCGACUUCGCCAACAGCGGUGCCUGCGGGCGAGGAGAGCCAUUUUGGGUUUGGGUUACCCAGUAGCACCCAAAGUGGGCAUUAACACGUCAUCGUCUGCCCUGCUGUCCUCUGACUCCACCUUCUCCACCCCGGGACACAAAAAUGUAGCUGCUUCAAUGGGCUACAGCCACUUCAACAGGAAGGAGGAGUUGCGCUCCAAAGAUCACCUUCCCGCUGGUUUCACUUCCAACAAGGAGCACCAGCAGAGGAGCACCUCGGAUUGGGCUGCUGAUGUGCAGGAGGCGGUGAACGGAGUUCGCUUUGUGGCUGAGCACAUGAUGGGAGAUGAUGAUGACCAGAGUGUCAUCGAAGAUUGGAAGUAUGUGGCCAUGGUGGUGGACCGUAUGUUCCUGUGGAUCUUUGUGAUCGUGUGUGUGGUGGGCACCCUGGGGCUGUUCCUCCAGCCUCUCUUCCAGAGCCACAGUAUUCCCAACCAGCAGCACAGCUCGGAGACUCCUCGCAUCUGAUGAAAAGGAGAGACGGAGCAACUUUAGUGUCUUUAAUUUAGCUCCUAGUGCUUUGUUGGCAGGGAGCAGGGGCACUGACAUCUGUCCCGUCUGCAACAAAUCCCACCAAUGAGGCCCCAUGUGUGGGUUGCAGGCCAAUUUCUUUUCUUUUUUUUUUAAAUGGAAACACUUGUUCUUUACAGAAGUGAAUCACACAGGCUCCCGGUGUGAGAUAAAGAAUUGGCAAAAUCGAAAUCGUUCAUCGGCAAGUGACCGAUUGCGGAAUCAUUGCUUUGAGGUUGCAUUCCCCUUCUACAUUUACAAAGGACUGCUCAAGAGCCGGACGGCACUCAAAGUAUGCAAACAUAAUACGUGUUGAACUGUUGCAGGAAUAUAACCAACGUUACAGAGGAUAGGAAUGACAUUUGUCUCCUGUCAAAUGUUGUUUAACCCCUUAUUUGGGUUCAUUUAUAUUACCAUAUCAUUAAAAUGUGACGUGUGAUUAAAGAAUUAAAGAAUAAACAGAAAUAAAUCAGUGUCCUCUUUCAGUUUGAUUAAAAUGCAUGAAAUCCCCUACAAAGUCUGAACAUUGUCAGGGUCUUGCCAAAGUGCUAUAGUGAUAUAAUUUGUCCUGGGAGCCGGAAAACAUUGGCCGCGGAUGUGCCAAUUGGAUCAUUUUCAUCACAAACAUUAGACAGCCGCUCACUUUGAAUGUGACAACGUGGGACCAGGCCAAAAGAUGAUGUUGACACAACAAAACCAUUGGACUUGGAGCCGAUCUUUACCGCGAUGUCUCAGGGCCGUGUCCUUUUGCUGUAGCGAUAAUCACUCGUAUACAGGCGGGCCGGUGAAGGCACACUGCAGUUAACCGCUCGAUAAACAGUGCUGAGUGGGCUCGUUAGAGAUUCUGCCGACCGCCGGUUCUUUUUGUGAGACCUUGGUUUAAAAUCAAGAGAUAGCAAUCAGUGUUAAUGACCAGGCUUGCUUGACUUUAAUCUCUGUCUGCAGCUUUCAGACAGAGAUUGCGUUUUAUUUUUCCACUCACCUGUUGAUGUCCUGCCUGUUAGUGAGGAGAGACGACGCAGUGCCACAGCUUAUCCAUCAGUAAUCCAUCAUCUGUUGCAAAUCCUAGUAAAGGUGGUGGUGGUGGGGUCCUCAUUCAACACCCAGUGGAAGGUCCCAUAAAUCACAAGCCUUGUGUCAUUAGUCCUUAACAAGAGAUGUAUUGGAGGGUUGUUCUGAGACUUGCCUCGCCGCCAAGUGGCAGUCGCUUCGAAGCCGGGACUCUUGACUGAAAGCUCAUCCACUGCACGUCCACCUACACCUGCAACCAGCAUCCGUGUUGUAAGCAGUCUAGGCCUCUCGCACACGCAAGCAUUUAUUUGUUUCCGACAAGGCUUUAUCCCGAAUAUAGAUAUCUUGAAAGUGCAGAUUUAGUCGAAAUGAACCUUUGUCACGCCAUGUCUUUUUAAAUCUACAAGAUGACCUUUGCAGCAUCAUUUGUGAUGAAGUCUUGUGCCGUUGUGAGAAAGAUUCCUGAAGCUCAA